AUGGAAUCUUUUAUUCAACAACUUGCUGCUCGUUUCUCCUUAAAAGACUUGGGUGAUCUCUCAUACUUUCUAGGAGUUGAAGUCAUGCCCCAUACAAAUGGUCUUUUCUUAAGUCAAAAGAAGUAUAUUAAUGAAAUUUUGUGCAAAGCCAACAUGGAUGAUGCCAGACCAGUUGCCACACCCAUUGUCAUGGAUCCUCCUUUGUCCAUUCAUGGAGAGCCACUGCCGGAUCCUACAAAAUGCCGCCAACUCAUUGGUAGUCUUCAAUAUCUUGGUCUAACACAUCCCGACGUUGCCUUCACAGUCAAUAAGUAA
Molecule: messenger RNA, 315 nt
Organism: Chenopodium quinoa (quinoa)
Lineage: Eukaryota; Viridiplantae; Streptophyta; Magnoliopsida; Caryophyllales; Amaranthaceae
Exons: 1
Coding region: 1-315 (104 amino acids)
Source: RefSeq, a predicted model, not a curated record